This is a messenger RNA of Cylindrotheca closterium, 537 nucleotides long. The record is from the annotation of a GenBank genome assembly. NCBI's taxonomy places the organism in Eukaryota, Bacillariophyta, Bacillariophyceae, Bacillariales, Bacillariaceae.
AUGCUUCAAAGAUCGCUUAUUGUAUUUGCUCUGUGCUUGAGCUAUAGUACUCCGUCAGUUUUGGCGUUCUCACCUGGUGCAAGGAAUACAAAGAAAACAACUUUCUCGGGGAAAACAAUCUUGCAAAGCAGUGAGGAUAGCCCUGAAGAACCGGAAGUUCCACAACAGAUUCCCCAGCAACCUCCUGCUCCGAGACAAAAGCGAAUGGAUCCAUUGUUGGCAUCACUAACGAAACAAGAUCCUUCGAUCGCCAAUGCGCCAACGACGACUGUUCCGUUGUUUGGUGAGAUACCAGCUGAUAGUGUGAAAGUCUUGGUGCCAAUUGCUGUCGUUGGAAUCAUGGGCUUCCUUUACAGUAUUGUUGUGACUGUAAGCUCUGGAGACGAAUUGACUGCAAUUCUGAUGCAAGCAGGCAAUGCUAUUUCAGAAAAAGCUGCAACGCAACCCAACCAGGUAUACGAUCCUGAUGUCUGCAGAGGUAUCUGCACACCAGAUCAGUCGGGACUGAAAGUUUUCAUGGAAUCUCUUCGCAAGUAA